AUGACGGAACUAUCAAAAAACGAAGGAAGUGGGAAAUCGGGGAAAGGUGUGAGCGAAGUAGUGGACACUGUCCUAUACUACGUUGUUGACCUGAAAAAACAACCACCAAUGGCUCAGUUAGGAGUAGGAGCCGGAUUUGGAACUGUGACAGGAUACUUUGUCACGAAGGGUGGUCGUCUUGUCGCUGCAACUGUUGGAAUCUCAUUUUUGUUGGCUCAAUUCGCCAUUCACAAAGGAUACAUCACUCUGAACGAAUCGAAGAUUGAAAGAGACAUCAAAAACCUUCAGAAGUCAGUAAUGAAAAAAGUAUCGAAAAGAGAUACAAUCAACAUUCCGAGUUCUUUCAUUACGGAGAACCGGUGGAUUCUUGGCGGAUUUGCAGCUGGCAUGCUAAUUGGAUUUAGUAUUGCUUAA
Caenorhabditis remanei is the source of this 414-nucleotide messenger RNA. RefSeq lists its product as uncharacterized. Gene Ontology annotation, cellular component: mitochondrial outer membrane. Bases 1 to 414 code for a protein of 137 amino acids. The transcript is spliced from 3 exons. The record is from RefSeq and is a predicted model, not a curated record. Gene Ontology annotation, biological process: autophagy of mitochondrion. Lineage: Eukaryota; Metazoa; Nematoda; Chromadorea; Rhabditida; Rhabditidae.